AAAAUAGUUCGAUUAACAAGUAGAACGAUUGAAAUGCCAAAACGUAGCCUGCUUCUAAAGAUGCGGCGUCUAAUGAAAUGAGUCCGCUCCCAUCGAAUCAGCGUGACAUCGCGUGUUGCCCAUGGGCGUUAAUUUUCACCGUCUAGUACCUGGCACAUGGAUCAGUUGGGUUCUUGGAGUGACGGCAUGAGGUCCGCGAUUUCGGUGCUUCUUUGGCUUGGAGCCUUCGCCGGGGCUCAGGGCAAUCGCACCCACCUGGUGGAGACUUCCGACUCCUUCGAGAGUCGCAUUUUGUCGCGGCGGGUGCGGGGAUUGGUCUUUCCGGACAAGGCUUCCAUUCUGCUGACCGCCGCCUUGACCAAAAUCAUCGUGGGCGGACGACCUAGUGGCCUGCAGUACAGUCUGGAGUUUGACAUCUACGUUCCACUUCCCGACACCGUUGAGGGAUGGCAGCCCAAGAUUCUAAAGAGGCUAAAACCCAAAUACAAGCCCAUGCCAAAACGACGCUUGGACUGGUCUUAUUACAAACGACCUUUAAGCUUCUAUUCAAACUAUUCUUCACCUUAUAAAAAUGCUUAUUACGCUAGGCCCUCAAGCAAAAGCGAAUAUUUCUACCAAACGAAAUCAAGUCCUGCCUUUAAUAGGGAUUUAUUUUACCAAACUCCCUGGCAUUUAUCAUCGCCCAUUAAAAGCAAGAAUUACUAUGAACCCAGGGAAGAGAUCUAUAAAUCAAGUACCGCAUUAAAUAGGGAUUCUUUCUACCAACAUCCCUGGAGCUUAUCAUCGAUUACCAAUCGUAGAAGUUCCUAUCAACCCGAUGAAGAGGUCUACGAGUCCUGGACUCAAGUGCCCAGUUGGAAGUUAAAUCGUGGAUAUAGAGAGCGUAGAGAAAUUUUCGAUCAGUUCGAGGCCAUGGGAAGAGUUUUCCAGUUGGAUCUUAGGUCGUGCAUCAAGAGAGCCAUGUGCGAACUUAGAGCCAAGUUCAGUGCAGGCCGUGAUCAGGGUUUCCUAAUGGAGGAUCUUAUGCGGAUUGUGCUGACAGUGCCCGAGGAGAUAGGCGACGACAAGUACAGACAUCGCAUGGAUGUCAAGGAUUGUGCCCGUUUCUACUCGCCAAGUUGUCCCUACAAUGUUUUAGAUUUCCUCACCCAGAGUGGCAAAAAAAUGUGAACUUAGUAAG
Messenger RNA from Drosophila gunungcola (fruit fly), 1180 nucleotides. RefSeq lists its product as uncharacterized. Lineage: Eukaryota; Metazoa; Arthropoda; Insecta; Diptera; Drosophilidae. The coding region runs from base 157 to 1170 and encodes 337 amino acids. The record is from RefSeq and is a predicted model, not a curated record. The transcript is spliced from 7 exons.